Messenger RNA from Hibiscus syriacus, 966 nucleotides. RefSeq lists its product as uncharacterized. Lineage: Eukaryota; Viridiplantae; Streptophyta; Magnoliopsida; Malvales; Malvaceae. The coding region runs from base 1 to 966 and encodes 321 amino acids. The record is from RefSeq and is a predicted model, not a curated record. The transcript is spliced from 3 exons.
AUGGUUGGAGGAGAGGGUGAGAUACUUGCUAGCCCCAGUUCAUCUCUUUGGCGUUCGAAUGAGGAGAGACCAUCAUAUGCCAACAUGGUAGUGGGCAUCAGCAAGGAAACUCCGUCACUUAUUAUAGCACAGGAAACUGAUUCUAUUGUUGUGCGUGACGAGGAUUGCAGUAUUGAUAGUUCAGGUCCUAUCACCAAGAUAAGUUUUUCAGAGCGUGUGCAUGACCAAAUUAACCAAUGUAUGAAGCAGGUGCUCAUCAUCCGUCUGCUGGAUAGAUCGAUGGGGUGUAAAACAUUAUUAACUAGAGUUCUCACACUAUGGAAACUGAAGGGGGAACUACAGCUAGUGGAUAUGGAGAAUAACUAUUAUCUGGCAAUAUUUACUGUUGAGGAGAAUUAUGUCAAGGCGUUAUUUCGACGCAUUGCUGAAGCAGUAGGGAGAGUUGUGAAGAUUGAUUAUAAUACUCAAGCAGGAGGGUGCGGCAAAUUUACUCUUCUGGUAAUCAUUGCGGAUUUAAACAAACCUCUAAAAUCUUGCAUUGGAAUAGAUAACUUCAUACAACAGCUUGAAUACGAAGGUUUGAACAAUAUUUGUUUUACGUGUGGCACGAAUGGCCAUUCAAGUGAAGUACGUGGUAAAUCGAAAGGAACCUCUAUGGAAGCAGAAGCGGAGAUUCAUAGUGUGGAUACUAGAAAAGGUCCAUCUUUGGAGGCGAAGGGAGAGGAGUUAUAUGGUCCCUGGAUGGUGGUGAAGAAGCGAAAGCGUAAACCAAGGGUUGAAGGGGAAGAAGAGCAAGGAGUUCAAGGUACUAUUGCAUCUGAUGCUAAGAAAACUGGUAGGGAUAAAAAGGACCAGAAAAGAAAGCAAACGGUCAUAGAUGGAAAUAAUGGAGAAAUUCAAGCAGGUUACACACUCAAUAAUGCUUACAUAGCUUCUAACCCGGGAAAAAAAGAAGAAGACAGCUGA